Molecule: messenger RNA, 1372 nt
Organism: Podospora pseudocomata
Lineage: Eukaryota; Fungi; Ascomycota; Sordariomycetes; Sordariales; Podosporaceae
Exons: 2
Coding region: 201-1157 (318 amino acids)
Cellular component (GO): mitochondrion
Source: RefSeq, a predicted model, not a curated record
ACAAAUUCUUGAAAUCCGGUGUCCCGCAGCGCAAUGGACCCCUGCCUCGACCACAAUUGAAAUCUCGUCCGAUAAGUAACCGUUUUCCCCCCCAAAGUCCCCGGGUGCCUCUCCCAACCGCCAACGCUUCUUUUCCUCUGCUUCCUGCAGCCUUCCCCAAACUCUAAACUCGCACCCACACUUCAAACUCCCCCCAAAAAAUGCGGAGAUCCAUCUUCACUGCGCAGCCCGCCGCGCGCGCUAUGAGCCGGGCCCUGAGCAACCAGCCCACCCGCCGCGCAUUCGCUUCCACCCCCGUGACCCCCAUUGAGCCCUCCAAGGAGCAAGCUCACCCGAUCGGCCCCUUUUACGAAUCCGUCCUCCGCACCCCCUCCGGUCCCUUCCCCAAGGUCAAGCCCGAAGAGCCCCCCGUCACCUCCCAAUCCAACCCCAAGUCCAUGCCCGAUCCCGCCCCCGCCCCGGCCGAAAAGCCCCCCGCCGAAAAGGAGCAGCCGACCGAGAAGCAAGCCCCCGCCGCCGAGGAGAAACCCUCCACCAAACCCGCCCCCGCUCCCCCCAAGGAGGAGAAGCCAAAGCCCUCCCCCAAGGCCGCCGCCGUCGAGGAAGAAAAGCCAGUCGAGGCCCCCAUCGCCGAGGAAAAGAAGCCGUUGAAGCGCACCCGCAAGCCACGAAGCACCGGAACCAAAGUAAUCUUUGGCUCCUCCCUCGCCGGCCCCGCCGAGCGCGCCGAACGCCUCGCCCGCAUACAAUCCGAAUCCCGCCUCAUCAACGGUGUCCUCGUGCCCCCAAAACCAGAAGAACCAGACAAUUGCUGCAUGAGCGGGUGUGUAAACUGCGUCUGGGAUCGGUUUCGUGACGAGAUGGAGGAUUGGGCUGCAAAGUCCAAACUUGCGGAAGCGAGGAUGGAGGCUGCGACAGAAGUGGGAGAACAGGUGGGGGUUACGCAGGACAGUAUAGAGAGCACAAAUACUACUAGUACUACUAUGGAGGAUGAUGGCGGUGGCUCGGUCGCGAAUUGGGAUGCGGAUGGGAAAACAACUAGAGAUCUUUGGGAUGAGGAGCUGUACAAGAACGUGCCAGUGGGGAUUAGGGAGUUUAUGAAGCAGGAGAAGAAGUUGAAGGAGAAGCAUGCUAGGGAAGGGACUUUGGGGGGUUAAGAUUGUGGGUAGACGUGUGAUGAUGCUGUACGAUAUCAGGAACUGUUUUUUCCUCCUUUUGUCAACCCUUCUAGAGAGUCCCUUUGUUGGUGGUGGCGGUGGUUUUUGUUUGUUGAAUACCCAUGGAAGUUGCGAACUGUUGUAGAUCUCAUGGCCAAGUUACGGUGGGAGGUAUGGGUAAUUUUUAUAUUGACGCGGGUUGCGCGUCUUUCAGU